CGGCCAUCACUCAAACCCUUUACCUUCCAUGGUGUAUUUGCAGACUAUAUCUUGAUCAUGUCUAGUAUGACUCCGAAUGCCUUGAGACAUGCGUCUCGGGCCUACGCCCGCCGCCUUCCGUCGACACAGCAUGCCUCCCUGACGGCCUCUCUUCCCCGAGGGGUGCUCGCCACCACCGGCGCGAUCGCUCGACGCUCCUACGUCUCCGAAACCAAGGCCGGAAAUGCCCAGGUUUCCGUGGAUACCGCCAUCAAGCAGGAACAGAAGGCCUUCAUGAACCAGACAGGUGUGCAGCCCGGGAAGGUUAAGCUUCCUGGUAGCGGCAUCUCCGGGGAUGCAUCCAUGAGCCCUGCCGCGGGCAUAUUGAAGCAAGCUACCAUCAUGGACCAGGGCACCCGGCCCAUUUACCUCGAUGCACAGGCGACGACUCCCACCGAUCCUCGCGUUCUUGACGCCAUGCUUCCAUACCUGACUGGCAUUUACGGCAACCCUCACUCCAGGACGCACGCCUACGGCUGGGAGUCCGAGAAGGCGGUUGAGCAAGCCAGAGAAUAUAUUGCGAAGCUGAUCGGGGCCGACCCGAAGGAGAUUAUUUUCACUAGCGGUGCUACCGAGAGCAACAAUAUGAGUAUCAAGGGUGUCGCUCGGUUUUUCGGUCGCUCUGGCAAGAAGAAGCACAUCAUCACGACUCAGACCGAACAUAAGUGUGUUUUGGAUAGCUGCAGACACCUGCAAGAUGAGGGAUUCGAGGUGACAUACCUGCCGGUGCAGAACAACGGAUUGAUUCGCAUGGAAGACCUCGAGGCGGCCAUUCGUCCCGACACUGCCCUCGUCAGCAUCAUGGCUGUCAACAAUGAAAUCGGUGUUAUUCAGCCCAUGGCGGAGAUCGGCAAGCUUUGCCGCUCCAAGAAGAUCUUCUUCCACACCGAUGGCGCCCAGGCGGUGGGCAAGAUCCCCCUCGACGUGAACAAGCUCAACGUGGAUUUGAUGUCUAUUUCCAGCCACAAGAUCUAUGGCCCCAAGGGUAUCGGGGCCUGCUACGUUCGCCGUAGGCCCAGGGUCCGUCUCGACCCCAUCAUCACUGGUGGUGGUCAGGAGAGAGGUCUCCGCAGUGGUACUAUCGCUCCCCACCUAGUCGUUGGUUUUGGCGAGGCUUGCCGCCUUGCAUCUCAGGAGAUGGAGUAUGACUCCAAGCACAUUGGCAGACUGUCCAAGCGUCUUACGGACGGUCUUUUGUCCAUGGAACACACCGCGCUCAACGGAGACCCCGAGCACCACUAUCCCGGCUGCGUCAACAUCUCCUUUGCCUACAUCGAAGGCGAGUCCCUUCUGAUGGCUCUGAAGGACAUCGCGCUCUCGUCCGGUAGUGCCUGCACGUCAGCCUCGCUGGAGCCCAGCUACGUCCUGCGGGCUCUGGGCAGCAGCGACGAGAACGCCCACAGCAGUAUCCGUUUCGGAAUCGGCCGUUUCACGACGGACAGCGAGAUCGAAUACGUGCUCAAGGCGGUGCAGGAGCGGGUGCAGUUCCUGCGCGAGCUGAGUCCGCUGUGGGAGAUGGUGCAGGAGGGCAUUGACCUAAACACCAUUGAGUGGAGCCAGCACUAAUCUUCUCUGUUUCUUGCAUUACAGAAUGACUGCACGGGCGGUUGUUUGGUCGUUUUACCAGGCGCAUUCUUGUCUUCGUUUCGAGAUAUCAGCGGCGGGAUGGCGUUCGUAUAGUGUGUAACAUUAUAGGAUUGAUGAGAUCUGUCCAAGUCUGUACAGAGAAUGGAUAAUCAUGACCG
This is a messenger RNA of Aspergillus heteromorphus CBS 117.55, 1784 nucleotides long. RefSeq names its product IscS subfamily cysteine desulfurase. Gene Ontology annotation, biological process: [2Fe-2S] cluster assembly. The transcript has 2 exons. Gene Ontology annotation, molecular function: cysteine desulfurase activity; pyridoxal phosphate binding. The record is from RefSeq and is a predicted model, not a curated record. Gene Ontology annotation, cellular component: mitochondrion; nucleus; cytosol. Bases 58 to 1605 code for a protein of 515 amino acids. NCBI's taxonomy places the organism in Eukaryota, Fungi, Ascomycota, Eurotiomycetes, Eurotiales, Aspergillaceae.